This is a messenger RNA of Salvia hispanica, 666 nucleotides long. The record is from RefSeq and is a predicted model, not a curated record. NCBI's taxonomy places the organism in Eukaryota, Viridiplantae, Streptophyta, Magnoliopsida, Lamiales, Lamiaceae.
AUGAAAAAGGUGCCUUAUGCCAAUGCUAUAGGUUCUGUGAUGUACUUGAUGGUUAGUACUAGGCCUGGUAUUGCUUAUGCUGUGUCUUGCUUGAGUAGAUAUAUGUCUAAUCCUAGACCUGUGCACUGGGAGGCUUUGAAAUGGCUUCUUGCCAAUGCUAUAGGUUCUGUGAUGUACUUGAUGUGUGAUGAUGGUGUUGAGCUAUGUGGCUUUGUUGAUUCAAACUAUGCUAAUGACAAGGACAAGAGAAAGUCCACUACUUCUUAUGUGUUUACUGUGUGUAGGUCUUAUGUUAGUUGGAAAUCUCAAUUGCAGCACAUAGUUGCCCUCUCCACUACUGAAUCAGAAUAUAUAGCCAUCACUGAGGCUAUGAAGGAGACUAUUUGGUUAAAGGGAGUUCUCUCUAAACUUAAAUUCUUGAAUGAUACUCAUGUUGUAUAUUCUGAUAGUCAGUCUGCUAUACAAUUGUGCAAAAACCCUAUGUUUCAUGAUAUGACCAAGCAUAUAGAUGUUAGGUUCCAUUUCAUUAGAGAUGUUGUUGAAAAAGGUGAAGUGUUUUUGCAUAAGGUGCAUACUGAUAAGAAUCCUACUGACAUUGGCACUAAGUGUUUACCUGUGGAAAAAUUGCUUUCUUGCAUUAAAAGGUUGCAUUUUGAUUGUGGUUAG